CCCGCUCCGGGCUUUACCUCCAGCCGCUUUAGAUCAAUGUCUCUCUGCCUCUCUCUCCAGCUGUAAGGCGGCGGAGGACGGAGUGAGCGGGUUCGAACCCCCUCCCCUCCUCAGACGGAGCAGACCUCCGGGAAGCGGCGCGCGGGGCUGAUGGAGACUCAGCCUGAUAGUUGCAGCAACUUCUUCUCCUGGACUCUGAAAGGGGGAAACUAAUUUCCUGGUUGUCUGUUUUUGGAUUUUCCCCUCCCGCCUGUUUUCCGCCUGUCCUGCGGGGGCUUCCAGCCCAACCGGGGCAUCAGGGGCAUUUUGGGGGGAAAGGGAGACAGAAGCACCUCUGCUCUCCCCAUCAGCUGACUGAGCUUUUCUCUUACCCUGACCAACAGCUGGAUUUAAGCGGCGCCACAGAACAGCUGGAUUGGGUUUUUUCAGAACCACCUCGAACUCGUUGGGACCGAGCGGGGCAGCAUGACUGCUUCGGUUGGAUGUACGGUUGGUGUGUGGAGGGUUCGAGCCCGGAGGAGGACGCGGGGACUGCACACGCCGCUGCUGCUGCUGCUGCUGCUGCUGGGAGCGCGCGCCACAGCGCACGCGUCGAACAUCGCCUCGUCUUCCUCUUCGUAUUCAUCAAAUCUUGGUUUUGUAGACUUCACCUUCACCCGGGAGCCUCGGGACACGGUCACAGUGCGGGGGGGUGUGCUGCAACUUGACUGUCAGGCUCAAGCAGAUUCAGUCACAAGGCGUCCCAGCAUCACAUGGCGUAAAGAUGGAGUGUUGCUCAGCACAGUGGUUGAUGAGCGACGACAGCAACUCAGCAACGGCACCCUGAUGGUGCGAAAUGUGGUGCAUUCGCGGCACCACAGGCCAGAUGAGGGAGAAUACCAGUGCCUUGCUACUCUGGACGGUCUGGGGAGCAUAGUGAGCCGGACUGCAAAAGUCACUGUGGCAGGUCCGCUGAGGGUGAUCGUCCCCACAGAAUCGGUGUCUGCGUACCUCGGUGACACAGCACUGCUUCGCUGUGAGGUCUCAGGGGACCCACUACCUGUCAUACGUUGGCAGAAGAACCGUGAAGACCUACCAUUGACCUUUGACCCAGACUUUCGCCUUGCAGUGUUGCCGUCUGGCUCACUGCAGGUGAGCCGUGUUCAGCCGCCGGACUCAGCCACGUACCGCUGUCUUGCUGAUAACCCUGGCAGCACCAGGACGGGGACAGAUGCAGAACUCCGAGUCCUCCCAGAACCUGGUGUGAGCAGGAACAUCCAGUUCCUCCAGCGUCCAUCCAGAGUGACAGCUCUGCUGGGGACGGAUGCUGUGCUGGAGUGCUCUGCCUCUGGCUACCCAACGCCGAGCAUCCAGUGGAGGAGAGGAGACGAAGGGAUUCAAAGCUGGAACAAGAAGUAUUCUCUGCUUGCAGGCAGCAAUCUGAUCAUCAGGAGCGUCACCGACGACGACUCUGGCACUUACAGCUGUACAGCCACCAACAAAAACCACAACAUCACGGCACAAGCAGAGCUCAGCGUUCUAGUUCCUCCGCAGUUCCUGAACUAUCCGACCAACACCUACGCCUCCGAGUCCACCGACAUCGAGCUGGAAUGUGCCGUCACAGGAAAUCCCCUGCCGACUAUCCGCUGGAUGAAGAACGGGGAAGAAGUAAUCCCAAGUGACUACUUUCAAAUAGUGGACGGCAGCAACCUGCAGAUUUUGGGUUUGGUGAAGUCUGAUGAAGGAUUUUAUCAGUGCGUUGCUGAGAACUCUGCUGGUAGCUCGCAGGCUAUGGCUCAGCUGUUGCUCCGAGAGCCAGUGUCCCCAAGCCCGGGCGUUGCCCUUCCCUCUGCCCCCCGUGACCUGGUCCCUGUCCUAGUGUCCAGCCGAUUUGUCCGACUGAGCUGGAGACCACCAGAGGAGACCGGGGGAGGGGUCCAGACCUAUGGCAUUUAUUAUUCCCAGGACGGAGUUGAGAGAGAGCGCUCUGUGAACGUAUCUGAACCAGAGUCCUUGGAGCUGACAGUCUCCAACCUGAAACCUGAGGAGAGCUACACCUUCAGGGUUGUUGCCUACAACGACAUCGGGCCUGGAGAAAGCUCAGCAGCCCUAAAGAUCACCACCAAACCAGACCUUGAGGUCCCCAGCAGGGUGGAGUCUCUUCGAGCUUUGGCCCUUUCUCCAACAUCCAUACAGGUGAACUGGGAGCCCCCCAGCCAUCCCAACGGCCCCAUUCUAGGCUAUAGACUGCUUUGGACGGAGAGCCCAUCUGGCAAAGAACAGAGCGUGGAGGUGGGUGGGCUCACCUACAAGAUGGAUGGACUCAACAGGUUCACGGAAUAUACCGUUCGUGUUUUGGCAAUCAAUCGCUACGGACCAGGAGUCGCCUCCGAGGCCAUCGGUGUCACCACCCACUCAGAUGUGCCCAGUGCGCCGCCACAGAACAUCACCUUGGAAGUUGUCUUGUCUAGAAGUAUCAAGGUGUCCUGGCAGCCUCCUCCACGCAGCAACCAGAACGGCAUCAUCACCGCCUACAAGAUCAAAUACAGAAAAACCGGCCGGCGCGGCGACCAAGAGGCCAUUGAACCGAACAACUUCUGGUACCUGUUUACAGGUCUGGAGAAGGGCAGUCAGUAUAGCUUUCAGGUAGCAGCCAUGACAGUGAAUGGAACAGGUCCUGCCAGUGAGUGGUAUGCCGCCGAGACCCCCGAGAAUGACCUGGAUGAGAGUCAAGUACCCGACCAGCCCAGUUCUUUGCACGUCAGACCGCUUCCCAACAGCAUCAUCAUGUCCUGGACUCCGCCCCUCAGCCCCAACAUCCUGGUUAGAGGCUACAUAAUUGGCUACGGAGUGGGAAGUCCCUACGCCGAGACGGUCCGAGUGGACAGCAAGCAGAGAUACUACUCCAUUGAGAACCUUGAGCCAAGCUCACACUACGUAAUUUCUCUGAAGGCGUUUAAUAACGCUGGCGAGGGAGUUCCUCUAUAUGAGAGCGCUGUCACCCGAUCUUUGACAGACCCCAUAGACCCAUUGGAAGAUGACCUCUUCCACCUCUUUGAUAAAUACCCCACUCCCAUGCCAGACACCAGCACUCCCAUGAUCCCUCCUGUCGGGGUCCAAGCUGUAGCUCUGUCCUCGGACUCUGUGCGGAUGUCGUGGGCCGACAACUCCAUGACGAAGAACCAGAAAUCCUCUGAGGUCCGGUAUUACUCUGUCAAGUGGAAGAGCAGCUACUCUACAAGUGGGAAGUACAAGUCUGCAGACACCACUGCUCUGAGCCACACCAUCACUGGCCUGAAACCAAACACCAUGUAUGAGUUUGCUGUCAUGGUAACCAAAGGUCGAAAGUCCAGCACCUGGAGUAUGACGGCACACGCCACGACGUAUGAAGCAGCGCCUAGCUCCGCCCCUAAAGACUUGACUGUCAUCAGCCGUGAGGGGCGUCCUCGCUCCGUUCUCAUCAGCUGGCAGCCACCUCUGGAGGCCAACGGUCGGAUCACAGGCUAUAUCUUGUAUUACACAAUGGAUAAGAACAUCCCAAUAGACGACUGGGUGAUGGAGGCCAUCAGCGGGGACCGGCUGACUCACCAGGUGGUGGAUCUGAACCUGGACACAGUUUAUUACUUUAGGAUUCAGGCCAAAAAUGCCAAAGGUGUUGGGCCUCUGUCUGAGCCGAUCCACUUCAGGACAGCCAAAGUGGAACAUCCAGACAAGAUGGCCAAUGAUCAAGGACGAGGUGGAGAACAUGCAUACUGGCCAUCUGACACCAAUCCGAUUGACAGGAGCAGCAUCAAUGAUUCCCCCAUUGGUCAAAUGCGCCCACCUCAUAGCAGCGUCACACCCCAAAAAAACAGCAAUCUGCUGGUCAUCAUUGUGGUUUCUGUGGGCGCCAUUGCUGUGGUCGUGGUCGUCAUAGUGGCGCUCAUCUGCACCCGUCGCUCCUCAGCCCAACAAAGGAAAAAAAGGGCGAGCCACAGCGCCAGUAAAAGGAAGGGCAGUCAGAAGGAUCUACGACCUCCUGACCUCUGGAUCCAUCAUGAAGAAAUGGAGAUGAAGAACAUGGACAAAGCUCCAAGUGUCGCUCCUUCUGGACGGGAUUCACCCCUCCAGUCCUGCCAGGACCUUCCCCAAGUGGCACACAGCCAAUCAGAGAGCCAGAUGGGCAGCAAGAGCAGUCAUUCAGGACCCGAUGCUGAUGAGGCCUCCAGCGGCAUCUCCACCCUGGACCGCUCCAUCACCACCAGGAGGGGAACAAGAGGCAAGAUGAUGAUUCCCAUGGACUCACAACCUAGCAACACGCCGGUGGUCAGUGCCAUCCCGGUGCCUGCUCUGGAUUCUGCUCAGUAUCCCGGUAUUCUGCCUUCACCUUCCUGCGGCUUCACCCACAACAAGUUCAGCCUGAGGCCAAUGCCAUUUCCCAGCCUGACUCUGGACAGAGGAUACACUCCAGCCCUGUCCUCAGAUGCCCCCAGCAACACUCUCCUCCAGCAACAGCCUGCAUCUCAACAGCCCACCCCCCUGCUCCCUGGUUCCUCAGCUCCACCAGGGGAGCUUGUUCCUCCUGUUGGCCCCGUCCCAGGGGCCCCUUCUACUGCUGUUGUUGCUGAGGAGGCACAGGCCGGAGGCAGCCGUACCAUUCCGACAGCUUGUGUUCGGCCCACCCAUCCACUACGGAGCUUCACCAACCCAUUACUGCCACCACCCAUGGGAACCAUUGACCCCAAGGUGUACACUUCCAUGAUUUCUCAGUCUGGUGGGAGCCUGCCGAAGCCCCAGGUGAAGACGGCCUCCUUGGGUCAGGCCGGGAAAGCUCGCUCCCCUCUGCUGCCGGUCUCGGUACCAACGGCGCCAGAUUUACAAGAAGAGGGAGGGGCAAAGCUUCCGGAGGAUUCAGCAACUAAUGUUUACGAGCAGGAUGACCUCUCAGAACAGAUGGCCAGUCUAGAGGGGCUGAUGAAGCAGCUCAACGCCAUCACUGGCUCUGCCUUCUAACCUGUGAUUCCAGCCCAGUCUGUAAUCCUGGACCUGUGUGGAAACCUAAACCAGUCUGGAUGUCACCCUGUGUCCACUCCCUAAAGCAGCAACAGGUCAACCUGGGUCUGGAAGAGCCCCUCUUUGUGUUUAGCUUCUGCUGGUCUAGACUUCUGUCUUCUGAGACUAGGGUGGGAAUAAGGAGGAUGGGACUUAAGAUAAACACUACCAUGGAACAUUGUUGCUCCAACAGCAGAUUCAAUGCGGACGGUCUUCUUUAGAAGCCCUUCUAGACUGUUCAAGCUCAAACACUAAACUGGAAAGUGAAAUGGCGCUGCCCUGGACUUGAUGGAACGGGAGGAUGGGGGUACAACAGCCCAGCAGGGACUACAUUCAGUGACCCCUCCUAUUCUUCCUAAUUGUGGUAUUUAUUAGAAUCCUCUCAAAUGAGCUCUCCUCAGUUCUCUUACUGUGAUUGUACCUCACACAUUUUUUAGUCGUUGUUGAAAGUGUCCAGUCAUCCUUUGGUUCUGGAGGUUAACUCUGCACAUUUCAGAACUGUGCAUUUGGUUUGAGACAAGAAUCGACAGUUUUGAAAGAGAAAACAUCCUUCAGCACCCCCAAAAAGUCUUUGUUUGGUAGCAUCGGAAGAUCUCACUGUUCUACGGUUUUAAAAUCCUCUAUAACUUUUUAUUUUUCACCUAAGAACAUUUUUUUUUCUCUGAACAGGCCAAUCCCUAAUUCAAACACAGCCCUGCAUCUCUUUAUUCUUCUAAAACCUAUUCAUUAUUGAAAUUUGGAGGAUGGAGUUGAGUUUCAAAAAUGUGGAUCCAUUUCCAGCUUGUUUUUUUUCUAGGCUGUACAAACUCUUUGCAGACUCCCACAGCUCUGCUCUUCACCCUGACCUCUACUCACAGUGCUGCCACGUCAUCCUCAUCUGUGAAGGCAUACUGUGACUUUCCUCCUUUAUUCUUUCAGUCUCCGUCCAAAAUAUGGCCUGAAAAACUAUGAAUGGAAUUCAAAGGACCAGUGGUAAUGGAUACCUUAGAAUGAAUUACAGGUUAGUGCUGAACGAAGCAUCACCCAAGGUGACAGAGUCCAGGCGUGGCCGUCUUGAACGUGGUACACGCUUAAGUCAGAUCAGGCGCUGAAGCACGUGGUACGGCCGUCUGUGAGCUCCUGCCUAUUGAGUGAACAAAUACCUUCAUAUAUGUUAUAAACAGGACUAACAGAAGAGCGUGACCGUCUGCAACUCCCUUCUGUUUCCCACCUCGGAAAGGUAACACCUUCAGAAGUCCAGAAAGAAGUCGGGAACCUUCUUCUGAUGCCCUUUAGCUGACGUUGACACUCCGUAGAAGUUAUCCCAACCAACAGCUAUCAAGGUUGCCGUUUGUGCUGCAAGCCACAGAUAUAAACAGAAGCUGCUUCUCAUUUCAGAAAGUACAAACAGAAAUGGAAAAAUGACUAAAUCAAUGAAACCACAUCUGUACUGUAGAGAAAAGACUAACCAGAACACUCGUGCAUUCUGGGUACACGUUUCUCUGGAGGACUGCACGCCGGCUGCACGCCGGUUUUUUGGAGUUAAUGGCGGGAAAGUCAGAGCUGCUUUGGGAUGUUAUCACACCUGUCAUGUGGCUGCAAAGGACAUAACCGGAGCUCUAAGCAAAGAAACACAAAGCAACUCUGAGGUCAGAACUGUUGGGAUAAAAAAGGAAUAGAUCUGCGGCUUGAACAGACAAAACAUUAUUUUGUCUAUUUGAUGUUUGCAAAGCUAAACCAUAAAAUGACUGCCGUUUGUUUUUCUGGGGAAACAAGAAAAGUUGUCGUCUGAUGAGAUGCAUUCAUGAUCUGCUGAAAAUUGGAUCAAUUUUUCAAACUUUUAUUAUUUUUGAACAUUUGAUUUGCCAUAAGUUGAACACAUGCAGUCUGCACUUAGGGUUCUGUUUGAUACAAAAAUAAGAGAAAAGAAAAAGAAAUAUCAGUAUGACAUAUUUCACAAAGUAUAUUUUUGCAGUUGCUGUUAAGCCAGAACUAAUUUUUUCUUCUGUUUGAUUUAAUGUUUGUGCAGAAAACGACUUCACCCAGAGUGGGAAAUGAUUGUCCACAGUUUUCAUCACACAUUUACCUCCUCUAGUUAACUUGGAUCAUUUGGAGUUUUGUUCUGAGUAGAAACUCCAAAGGAGGAGAAAACAGUUUCCACUAAAGGAUUUCAAACCUGCAGAAUUUGACCUUUAACCUGAGAACUCUGGGAAAUGUAGUCAGCCAGGCAGCCAGAUGGUGAGUUUUUUUUUUUUUUUUUCUUUUCUUUUUUUCAAGCAGCUAAAUUGGAAUUCAAAGUAGAGCAGGAAAUGGUUUUGCAAAAAGAAUGGGAUGUGUCAUUUCCUCAUUACGUUUAUUAUUCAAACAAGAUGUACACUGUGAAAAAAUCCAAGCAAAAUUUUUGUAAAAUAUGAUACAAACUCUUGUUUCUACACUGCCACAGAAAUCCACUUUAGAUUUUCAUUACAAUUUUAUUUAACAGAAAACAAAAGCUCAACGGGAAAGCAUGAGAUAAAAAGGGCCAGAUAUGUGUCUUUGUGAGAGCAAAACAGGAAGUCAAGGGACUAACACGGCACACAUCAAUUAAAAAAGGGAAAAGAGGACAUCAGUGUUCGGAUUUCAUUGUGUCACCGAGUCACCAUAUUGUAAUUUACAGACCUUUAUCUUUCGGUGAUGAAAGGGAAAAGCCGUGGGGAGACGGAGCGCUGCCGGAGGAGCCGCAUUGAUAUGCAGGGCGGUCGGUAUGUGUGAGCGAGGGCACAGAGGUAUGAGGCCGUGAAUUCAUUAGAAUGCCGUUUCUAAUAUUAGGAUUCAAACUCACGCUCGCUGAGCUGUUAUGUUGGUGAGGAAAAACCUUAGAGCUGAAAGCGAACGUCUCACCGCGCAUGUUGAAAUGUAAAGGUGUGUGGGCCGCCUGCAUGAGGAUUGAACUCAUCAGCAGGUUCUUGGAGGGACGUCCUCUCCACGCCCGGUCCACAGAGAGCUGCAAACAGAUGAAAGGGCAAACAUGGUGGGCAGGAGUAAAUUGCUUUACACCUAUAAAAAGAAACACUUUGAAAGAACAGGUUAUCUAAAAAAAAAAAGAUUUGAAUGGCUUUAAAAAAAACAAAUGCUGACUAACCUGACAGAAAAUGGAGAAGCUGCCUUGGUCCCCCUAGCAAAAAAAGUAAGGAAACUCAAAACAUCACCCUCAUUAUCAUAGUGGCAAAACUUGCCUUAUAAUUACACACAGUGGCACGCUGUUCUCAUAUUCACUCUUUGUUACUCGGCCAACAAAAGCCCUAAGGAGGCAGACGGACUCGAUAGAGACAUUGGCAGGGGUAAAAAGGAGGGAAGUGAUGGAAAAAGAAACCGGUUUUGAUCCAUAAGAGCCACCUCUGGUUGAUGGUCAGAGUUUCUUCAGUUUGGGAAACCAGGCAGAAGUAAAACAUUACAAAACCCAGCAUUUAGCCUGAGCGCCUGAUUAAAUCUGAAUUUCCCUGAGGCUGUUAAAAAUUCUCCUUGAUUCUGAUGAUGUGUCCUGAGACGUUUGAUGUUAGAUGCUGAGACUCUUCCAAACUUUAAGGUCUUUUCAUGUUUAGUUAUAACAAACUUUCAAUGCCCAUAAGUGUUUUAUCUGUGAGGGAGUUGUGAGGCCUAACAGCCGGUUUCGUUCUCUCUUUUUUAACCUAAAUGGGAGGUUUUCCGUGCAUUGUCACUGGUGUUUCUCCCUCUAAUUUCUUUUGCAAACGUAUUUAAAGGCUUGCAUUGUUAAAAUGCGUUCUAUCAUUUUGUUCUCACAGCAACGUCUCCACAAGUAGCAGAUCAGAUGACCUGCUCUCCCAGGCCUUUAUCUACAAUGACUUUAUUCUCGAACAGCUGUUGGAAACAAUGAGGAGCUUGAGCAUUUAGUGGUGGGAGGCGUUGUCUUAAAAUGUCGCAUUUCAAAUCCCCAAAACCGUCCAAAUGUCGGUGUUUGUUGUAAAAACUCCACCUGCUUCACCCGCUGACAGGAAAGCUCCUUUCAGACUCUGCUCUGCAUGUCUGAGAACAGUGGUUCUGAUCCACCACAUGUGCAAAAGAACUGCGGUCAGACUGGACCCGUCCUUUCGCCUUUUCCGGUGAGUCUCCAUAGAUUUGGUUUUCCAGAUCAACUUUGGAAAAUAACCCUGACGGAACAAAGGCACAUUUACGCCGACAUUGUCGAUGGCUUCACACAUUACAAGCCCUGAUGAUUUGUUUCCCGUUUUUAGAUUUACACGCACAAGUCAAAAAUCUUGAGCCAAAUAUAAUCAGAGAAAGCAGUUUGAAAGGGUUGGACUUGCAUUGGAAAGUCUGUGUUUUCCAAUUAUGUUUUUACCUUCUUCCCAUUCCUGGUUUGACCUUCAGCAUCAGAUUUUUUUCUGCUUAUUUUAUUUUCAUGGAAAACAGUAGAGAAAGCUUUUAUUUAAAUGACUAAAAAUAGACCGCUUUGUCUCUCUGUUGCACUUUAGCACCAUUUUUUAUAGCUAUAAUAAAUAAAUAAUUAAUACUAUAGUGUCGUUCCCAACAAGUUAGAGUAGAACAGCUUCUGUGGAGAAGAGGAACCUGCUUUAUUCUGAUAGUUUUAGCCAGUUUUUGUUGUUUUUAGUAAAUGUAGGUCCAAAAAGCUUUCAUGAAUUCCUGCUACGAAUAUGUAUUACUUAAGUACACUUUUAUUUACUUAAACUGUGGCCGAUAAAAACCCGAAGCAUUCUUCAUUUGUCCAGGCUAACCACAAUAGUUGUCCUUUUUGUGCCUAAACAAACUAUUUCAAUCGAAACAAAUUCUACAUUCAGUGUCAGAGAGUCAGUUUGAGACUUUUCCGCUGUGAUCAUUAUUUAUUUAAAUGUCCUUAGUGUAGCAUUAUUAUUAGCAUUUAAGUUAGUUACAUGCAGAUUAGUAUCGAAGGUUUCUGCUUAAACUCCCACUAUGGUUUUUUCCAUUUUAAAAUGGCUAAAAUCAAAGAACCUGUGUCGUUUUUUGUAGAGGUUUUCUGCAGCAUUGCAGGAGUUCAGUAGGAAUUUGUUUUUGGGUUGUGGACUGUUGGUGCAGAAAUUCACUCUGCUAUUUUCCCAGCAUGCCUUGGUUUACAAUCUCCUUGCUACCAAUCAACAAGCGCCUCACAAGCCCAAGUUCACAUUAGCAGAGCAAAAAAAAAAAAAAAAAAAAAACGGCGAGCGAUGUCGGCGGUAGCCAGCCGCACACUUCAGUGUCAGAUGGCAGCUCAGACGAGGAAAAUCAAGUCGUUAAUGUAUUUUUCCGUCUGCAGUGGAGGAUUUCGAAUUGAAACGGAGAAGGAAGACUUUGGUCCGCCCGUGGCAGUGACUGCAUCAUAAACCAGAGCCUGUUAAACAUCCGUUAUUCACCUGCUCCUGAUCCAACGCGAUUUGGACAAAGAAAUAAUUAGAAAUGCCAGAUAUGCAGCUCAUGUCCUCCAUAACAUGUCACCAAAAACAGCAUUUUCAUUGCAGUGGGUCUUUACAGGUACAGAAAAUGACAGCAAGAGUAAAGACAUGGGAUUCCAUCCACUGUGAGGAACUUGUGCUUUCCAGAACAAAACAUCUUGGUGUUUUUUUGGAUCGCUCCCCCAUUCUGAUUGGAAAACGAAACCAUUUUAUCGGUUCCAGCGGCACUGCUGUGCCUCUGUCUUUUGUCCUGCUCAAGGUUUCCGGUGCCUUGUACGAGGCAGGUGUGUUUUUAUUCUUUAUUCAUUGAACUCUGUGGAUUCUCUGCAUGUUGUGUGUACUUUCCUGUGGGAAAGCAUCGCUGCAACAGAACCACAUUAAAGAAAGCUGCCUUUUUUUACAGUGUACAGUUCUGCUACAGUAGAAAGGACUUUUUAUAUUCAAAUUUAAUAUAUUGUUAUUGCUAUUACCUAUUAGAGUGCUCUUGGAAUCUAUUAUUUAUAACCAUGUCAUUUUUCUGAAUAUGUAAAUUUAGUUUAGUAAAACAAAAUGAAAAAAAAGGUCAGAUGUGCCAGUUUUAAUUUUUUUCAUUACCGUGAAAGGUUUAUAACAUUUUUUUUAAUUGACUGAUUAUUCUGAUUUAUUCGUUGUUUAGUCUGAAGAGAUAAAGUCAUCCCGUCUUUGUGUUCAUCUUCUUCUGUAGUUCAGGGCUUUUGUUAUAUCUAUGCAGUCUUUCCUUUCUAACUUCAAAAUCAAAGACUAAAAGGAUACCAGGAAAGAACUCUUAGCCUCCUUAAAUAUAAAAAGCUCCUAGUCUACAAACUUUGUUUUUCAAUUGGAAACUGAGAUUUUAAUGACAACUAACUGUGGACAAUAAUUAAAAAGGAUAAGGAAUUGAAAGGAAAACCCGAACCUGCGAGUCGGGUUCAUGAUUCCAUGCAGACCUGCACUAAUGUUUUCCUUUGUUUAUGUUGUUUUGUUGUAGCUUGAACUAAUGUAGCAUGCUAACCCAAAGUUGUGCUGCUCGUUGUAAAUAUUGUCAUUUUAGGUUCUAUGAAACAUUUAACUGGACUGGCUAACUAGUUAGCCUGAAUUUGUAGGGAUGGGAUGAUUGGAAAUAUCUCCUGAAAAACACCACCUCAGCGAAAGAAUCACUGACCGCUGUAACAGAUUACAUUCAGACUCGUUUACUCAGUUACUUUUCUUUAAAAGCUCAUGUCAGGCCACAAAUUUACAUUUAAUGGUAAUGUGGAUCUACAGGGGCUCAUCAAUAUUCUACUAAAAAUGCAAAUACCUACGUUUUAAAGAGUUAUUUUUUAGAAGAAACGGGCCUGGAUUUUAUUAUCAAUCAGGUUUUUGAAUACCAGAAAGUGAAAAUGUCAUCUAACUUUCCUUAUUUUGCUUCAGAAUGACCUUUCUGCUUUCUCUCCAAACAAUAAUGUUCCAGGGACUCAAUAUCAUAAAGGUACUGAAGGAAGUGGUUUCAAUUCCUUUCAAUUCCUUAUUUCAGUCGUUGAACCAGCUUUUCCCAUGACUGCCAUGGUUUCCAGACUAGUUAACAGAACUGUUUGGUGAAAUCAUUUGACAACCGCAUGUGUGAGAACUGAACCAACAAAAUAAAAAACAAGACAGGAGGCGCACACAGACACUGAGGGGGGUUGUGGUUUGUGACAUGAAAACUGAAAUAAAACUGGCUCUAAUACGGUGAAGCUAGCAGGGCAAUGAGUAGAAAACGGUGGUUUCACCAGAAAUCUGAUGAAAGACAUUUGAAAGUAGGUCUGCAGAAGAGCUAAUCUCUAUUAUGUUAUUUGACACACUUAUUGUUAGAUCCUACAACAGUAAUUCUAAACAAUAGAUUCAAGCGAUAACCACAUUUUUCUUUCCUGUGGCUUUGUUAGCCGUUUAGUGUGUUGGCAUCUGUUCCCAUCCUAAGAUGCAUCCAUGCAUCUGAAUUGAUCAUUUUAGUUUUUGGCCUGCAGUGAAUUUUCACUCAUUUGAUGCUGAGCUAAAAUAUUUGCACUCCUAGUGGGAAGGUUGUUCUUCAGACAGGACAGGCACAGGUAGAAGCCAAAAUGUGCCACACUGGCGAGUUUUGCAGCCACAUUAGUAAAAUCUCUUUGCCCAAAAAGAACCUAAGAAUGGGAAAUGGACAAGAACAUCUGAUUUGGAGCUCACACACGAAGCCAGCAAAUGUCUGAUGUGUGUCAAUCAGGUCUGGCGGGGAAAUAAAGCUUAGUUCUUGCCUAAUUCGCCGUAUGAUAAAUGCAUUUAACUGUGAGGCAAAGUGACCACAGGAGCUGAAAACAUCAGAGUCCCAGCCUCUGGAUUUUAAAAAAUUGAGCUUAACUAGUCUUUUGGUACUUUUCCUGUUUAUGUAGACCAGUGAUGCGGAUAAGAAAGCCGUUUGGAGAUGAGGUUCAAAUGAAAACUGAUUAGAAAUAAAUUAUUUGUGGAGCUUGUGGUGAGUUUGAGACUGGAACGAUGUUGUGUGAAGGCAACACCCGGAGUUACACAACAGACAAUUUUGAUGCAGACAUAUUAGAAAAAUAAGUGUUGAACGAGAAUGAAAAAAUGAUUUGGACCUCGUCUCAUCAGGGUGAAGGGAGCCAAAUUGAAAUGACCCUUAUCUCCUCUUAGAGAGUUUCCACAGAAGCCGACAGACGGACAAUUCUGAGGAAACUGUUCUCCCCGUCCCUUCAAGACACGCCCAAGCCUCAAGUCAUCCUUACUAAAUUAGCUUAGUGAAUGCAAUAUUUAUGUGUACAUUUGUUCAUUUGUGUGAGAGGAAGAAAAGAGGAUGUUGAUGAUGAUGAUGGUGACGAUGAUGAGGAUGUGUCGCAUAGGGUAGAGUGACGUUUCUAUCCACUUGUUGUAUACCAUUGCUGGUUUUCUAAUGCACUGUAGAACAGUCCCAUUGUCAUUUUUAUAGAAAUGUUAUUUCAAUGGUGCAUUCUUUUGUUUGAUAAAUAAAGUUUGAUACAAAAACAA
Molecule: messenger RNA, 13382 nt
Organism: Oryzias latipes (Japanese medaka)
Lineage: Eukaryota; Metazoa; Chordata; Actinopteri; Beloniformes; Adrianichthyidae
Gene: dcc
Product: DCC netrin 1 receptor
Biological process (GO): cell-cell adhesion
Cellular component (GO): membrane
Molecular function (GO): protein binding
Source: RefSeq, a predicted model, not a curated record